Bombus pascuorum is the source of this 2701-nucleotide messenger RNA. Its product is annotated as carbohydrate sulfotransferase 11. The coding region runs from base 276 to 1385 and encodes 369 amino acids. Gene Ontology annotation, cellular component: membrane. Gene Ontology annotation, molecular function: sulfotransferase activity. The transcript is spliced from 7 exons. Gene Ontology annotation, biological process: carbohydrate biosynthetic process. The record is from RefSeq and is a predicted model, not a curated record. Lineage: Eukaryota; Metazoa; Arthropoda; Insecta; Hymenoptera; Apidae.
ACGGAACAGUGUGUGUCUCUUUAGUCUUCAGUAAUCUGCAGGAUGCCGCCGUGAUCAUGUGGUGUCUAUAGUUUUCGUUCAAUCAGUCAGUUCUGUCACGUGUUUGGAAUCAGUUUACAACUCGAGAAGUAUAUUAAUUGUAUUUCGACUCGCGGUCAGUUUCAACCAAGUGUACACAGAGGAUCGAAUCCAGUGAAAGAAUCGAAGAGGUGAAGGUUGGAUUUCUUGCAGGGGGUACGAUAGAUGCAUCGUUGAAUCUUGAUAUCGGGGCAUAUAUGUCCACGCCAAUUCGUUAUGAGUAUCGAAGAAAGAUCGUACUUCGUGAGAAGAUGACACCACGACGAUAUGUGUUCGCGACGAUUAGGCGAACGUUGCUGGCUGCUGGUAUCUUGAUGUUGCUGGUGUUUGCUCUAUCGAACCAGGAUGCCGGCAACAGUGUGCAGCAAGGGCUUUUGUUGGAGGAGGAUGCGAACCUGACACCGGAGGAAAGGCUAAUGGAGGAAGCAGCGAUCGCUGAAACUGAGAAGCGAUUGUACACAAGAAGGAAGUUUCUGGCGGAGAAAUGCGCCGUAGAAGGAUUAGACAGGCCUGGAAACGAUUCUCUUCACAGGCCUAACGCCUGGGAAUUUCUUGUAAAUAGAGAAUAUCAUUUAAUAUGGUGCAACGUCUUCAAAGCGGCCUCUACUUCUUGGAUGUACAAUUUCAAUCUACUUGCGGGAUACAGCCCACAGUUUUUAAAGGCCUCGAAGGCUGUACCUGUUUCUCUGGCGAGGCAGAAAUAUCCCAGACACACGGCCGAUGAGUUGAACAAGUUCCUAAACGACAGCAUUAGUUUCUUGAUAGUAAGACAUCCGUUCGAGAGGUUGCUCAGCGCCUACAGAGAUAAAUUGGAGCAUAGCUUACCGCAUACGUUUCACAGUAAUCUUGGAUCCCAUAUUGUUUGGAACUAUAGAUCUAGGGACCGAAAGACAAAUGGACGACACGGUCCAAGGUAUCCACUUUUUGAAGAAUUUGUACGGUGGUUGUUAUGUCAAUGGAGAGCUGGGAACGAACUUGAUAUGCACUGGACUCCAAUUGUGAUCUUUUGUACGCCGUGUCAAGUACGAUUCGACGUAAUUGCAAAGUUUGAAACGCUGCAUGAAGAUCAAGAUUAUCUCAUAAAACAAGCUCACGUGGGUCACAUCAUUAAACCUGAAUGGAAGAAUCCUACCAGGGGUGUCCAAACGAAGGACGUUAUUAAGAAUUAUUUCGCUCAAUUAUCAAAAUCGCAGAUCAAAGAUCUCUACGAGAUGUUUAGGUACGAUUUUGUGCUUUUCGAUUAUUCUCCCGAUGAGUACAUAGCACUUGGGAGAGACGAGGAUACAAAGUUAAUCUGUAAAAAGUAAUGUUAGUAUUUCAUACAUUACUAACAAGCGUAUCAACACUGGAAUUAUUUUUCUCUUAUUUUUAUCUUUUUGUCUUUAAAUAUUAAACGACACCUAUUAAAAUGGCGUCGAUUACAACGAAAAUAUUUGAUAGCAAAUAUCUGUUGAAGAUUAAGAUGAGAAAACAGAAACAUACCGAGAAUUGCUCCAAUUAGCGAUACACUUGCAAAGCACUGCUGCUGCAUUUAAACUUUUGAUAAACGAAGCGUUACAGUAUAUUCAAUUGUUAGGGCCUAAGGCAACAAGACGUUUGUAAACUGUUAUAAAUCAACGCAAAAAAGAUUUUAAAUGUAUUAUAUCUAUGAGAGUACCUCGUUGCUUAAGUACUAUAUGCGACAAUGAACUUUUUAAUAUACAAGGGUUUAUGGUAAGAGUGAUGCUCACUUUGUCGAAUUUUUUCUGCUUUAACAUCGAAUGAGAAUAGCCUAUUAGUUCGAAAUAGAAUACUUUGCAUUCCCAAUAGACUACGUAGAAGUAACGUCCCUUUUUUUGUUUCAACUGAAUUAAUUUUUAUAGAAUGCAAUUCGAUAUGAGUGCAGUGAAGUUUUAUUCCAGAUAUAACUUAAUUAAAGUAAGUCGAGCUAAUUGUUUCGUGUUAGCAUAUUUUGAAAAACAUGUAUACAUUUUCCCUGAUCCUAUAUGUAUAUAUCUGUGUAUAUAAAUAUACAUACACGUAUAUUGAUAUAAACGUUGUUGCAAUAGUAAUUAUUAUCAUUGUACCAAUGAUAAUAAUACUGCCUUAAGGAAAUGUAAUAUAUAAUUGCAUUAGUAAGAUGUAUGUUAAAUUAUACAACUUCCAAAUGCAAGAAUAUCUAGAGAUCUAUAAGUUCAAAGUUUUCCAAUAUUUACUUAUAUUUUAGAAGUGAUAUUUGAGUUAAUAGGAUUACAUCUCUGUAAUGAAAUGGUCUUUUUAUAAAGACCUAAUUAAAAAGUACAGCACAUUAUACAGUACUUAAAUCUAAUGCAAAUAUAAAUUUUUCAUUAUUGAAAAAUUUACUGCAAAUAAAAUCGGAUUAUUUGUAAAAUCAGAUCGAGAUAAAAAUAAUACAAUAAAUUUUAGUUCCUUAUAAUUUUAUAAAUUGCAAACACGAAACGACAAUAAUUAUUUUACAAAAUAAAGGAAUUUAAAAAACAAUUGAUUACAUAGAAAAUUAAUCUUAUCUUACAAUGAAUGAAAUUGUAUUUAAUUAAAUUAGUUAAGAAAAUAGCAAUGAUAAAAUAAAUAUCUUAUUUGAUUGUCCAAGGUGGAACUAAAAAUAUCAACACUCAGAUCAAAA